This is a messenger RNA of Musca domestica (house fly), 3799 nucleotides long. RefSeq names its product spermine oxidase-like. NCBI's taxonomy places the organism in Eukaryota, Metazoa, Arthropoda, Insecta, Diptera, Muscidae. Gene Ontology annotation, molecular function: polyamine oxidase activity. Bases 113 to 1627 code for a protein of 504 amino acids. The record is from RefSeq and is a predicted model, not a curated record. The transcript has a single exon.
CUUUCUUUCGUUUGAUCUUAUACUUACAUCCUUUCUUCCAAGUUUAUCCCCCCACAAAAAAAACCUCCUUAGUUUGUAACGCAACUACAUUGAGACUGUCGCUGCUGUGGAAAUGAAUCAACCGAAAAUAGUCAUAAUUGGAUCGGGAGCUUCCGGCAUUGCCUGCGCCACAAAACUAUUGGAUUAUGGUUUCGAAAAUGUGAUAAUUGUUGAGGCUGAGUCAAGGAUAGGUGGUCGCAUUCACACAAUACCCUUUGCCGACAAUGUCAUCGACUUGGGUGCCCAGUGGUGUCAUGGCGAGAAGGACAAUAUGGUCUACGAAUUGGCCCACAAACAUGACCUGCUCGAGUCCACCGGUGAUGUCUAUGAAUCCUAUCAGUGUGUCCGCUCAAAUCGUGAAGUUGUACCUGAAGACGUCAGCCAGCGACUGAAAGAUAUUGUCAACGACAGUCUGGUGACACGACAAAUGGAACUGCGCAACUGCAACGGAUCGCUGGGCAGUUAUUUGAACAAUAAAUUCUAUGAGGCUUUGAGGCGUCCGGAAAAUUCCGAUAUUGAUAUGGCGAUAGCUAAGGAGUUUUUUGAAAACUAUAAAAAAUUUGAAAAUUCCGUUGAGGCUUCCGACACCCUGGACGAUGUGUCGGGUAAGGGCUAUUUGGAAUAUUGGGAAUGUGAAGGUGAUAUUCUGCUGAACUGGAAAGACAAGGGCUAUGUCGAGUUCUUACGUUUGCUGAUGAAAUCGCGGGAGGUGAAAAAGGAGUGGGGAAUAUUGGAGAAGAGGAUACUGCUCAACAAACAGGUGGCAACAAUUGAAUGGAAUCGCAAUGAUUGUUGUGUUCAGAUACGCUGCGUGGAUGGUGAUAGCUUUGUGGCAGAUCACGUGAUAUUAACUGUGUCCUUGGGCGUGUUAAAGGAACAACAACUGAAGUUAUUUGAACCGAAACUACCAGUAGAAAAACAACGGGCCAUAGAUGGCUUGGCUUUUGGCACGGUGAAUAAAAUUUUCAUUGAAUUUCCCCAGCAGUUUUGGCCCGACAAAUGGACUGGUUUCACAAUGCUGUGGCGUGAUGAAGACAUCCAGGAGAUUCGAGGCACAAGCCGGGCAUGGCUGGAGGAUGUGUUCGGCUUCUAUUGUGAUCACAAUCAACCUAGGCUGUUGAGUGGUUGGAUCAUCGGUGCCAAUGGUCGGCACAUGGAAACACUGCCAGAGGAUGAAAUCCUAGAUGGUUGUAUGUUUUUAUUCAGGAAAUUCCUGCAAUGGGACAUCCCUGAACCCAGCAAUUUCCGGGUAUCCAAAUGGUAUACCAACGAGAAUUUCCGUGGUUCCUAUUCAUUUCGUUCCAUGUACACCGAAGAGGUGGGUACCAGUGCCCGCGAAUUGGCCCAACCUCUGAGUGUGGUCACGACCAAACCUGUUUUGAAUGGUGAACCCACGGUAGAACCACUGUACAAUCAAUCACGUUGUGAUAAACCCAUAGUGCAAUUUGCCGGUGAGGCAACCAGUGAUCAUUACUUUUCAACGGUGCACGGUGCCGUGGAAGCGGGGUGGCGUGAGGCCACACGUUUGGCCGAUUUCUACGGCAUGCUGAGGAAGAACUGCUCGGCUGCUGUCAAAUCAUCCUUAUAACAAUUUUAGGACUUUAAAUGUCACUAAGUGAUUUGGAUGUUUUAGGUAAUUGGUGGGGAGCUGCAGAAAUAGUUCUUCGCCGAAUACCUUUUAACAUCCUUAGAGACAUUUAAAGUCCUGAAAUAAAACGAAAAAAAGUGAAAUAAAUCAAUUUUUGGUUGUCACAAAAGAAAAUAAGCUGAGAGAAGGAAACAAAAAUUUCGGUUACCUUUGAGAGAAAAAGAAAGAGAGAGAGAGAGAGAAAAACGUUAACCUAUGUUUUGAGUUUCAAAGAAAGCACAACAUUUUACUUCCAUUAUAUUCCAUAGAGACGCGCGGUGGUUUCAAGGGACAAUACAGUAAGAAGAAGAAGAAAGUGUUGUAUGUCUCUGCAAGAUGACAAUGUUGACAGGGUUUUUUAAUACCAGGACUGGAGAAGGGUGUUAGUGAAGAUUUUUUUGAAUAUUUUAUUCUAAAAAAAAUGUAUGUAGAAAAUCUCUAAAAGUCUGAAACUCGUAUGAGGUCUCAUUUCUAUCCACGGAAACCACUUACACCGCCAGAUAAUCUUAAAUUGAUAGGGAGACAACUAAAGAGAAUAAUCCGUAAGGUCCACAGUUUAAGUCUUAAGAUGCAGAUAUAUAGAAAAAUAGUUUUAAUGGCUUAAGUCGUCGGCUGACUUCUUUGUAAAAGAACAAAAGACUUGUAAGCUGACUUAGUUCAAUUUCGACCCAUCAUUUAUACGUGUUCACCUUACGCUCCUUUGUUUUUUUUUUUUGCGAAGAAGAGAGCCAGUGACUUAUGCCGGAAAAAUAUUUCUAUGUGUUGUCAACUUUAUACCUGUUGAGGAUCAAUAGUAAUUUUGGUUUUCUUUCUUUAGAGAUUUUUAGAACACCUGCAGAAGUUUUUCUGUUCCUGAAAUAUCUUUUGUCAAGAGAAUACCAAGAUUUGACAAAAGUCCUUUCUAAAUGUCUUCUGUAUAUGGAAGACCUGCUAACGGUCUCUUGUGGACAAAAACCUGCUAAUAUCUACUUGAGGAGUUGACACAAAAACUUCAACAGGUCAUCUAUGGUCAGAAAAACUUCAGCUGGUCCUCUGAUCCUUUUGCAGGUCUUCUAUGAAUAGAUUACAUUCAGUUGAAUGCCUAUGAAUGGAAGACCAUCAUUUUCUGCUGAAGAUCUUUUAGCCAUGGAAGAACUACUGAAAAAAUUUUACCCUCGAAAUGCCAAUUAAAGGUCUUCUGCAAAGAGAAACCCGAACUAAAGUCUCCUGUUCACAAAAGUCCUGGACGAAAUCUACAGACUUAUGGUCUUCUAUUCACAUAGGGCCUGCUGCAGGGCUUUGGUCUACAGAAUACAUGUUGAAGGUCGUCUGUUUACAGAAGUACCAAAGGAGCUCCUGAAGUUUUUCUGACCACAGAAGACAUGCCGCAGGUAUUGUGUACACAUAGGACCUGCUUAAUAUUUUCCUUCGGUAGAAAGCCUGCUGAAAGUCUUCUGUCCACAAAAGACCUGCUGAGGUGCAUAGAAGAUCUGCCAAAUGUCUAAGGUCUAAGGAAUCCUGCUGAAGGUCUUUUGUCUGCAAGAAUCUUACUACAGUUCUGCUAUACUAAGAAGAUCAGAUUAUGGUGUUCCGUUCAAAGGUCUUGCGACCACAAAAGAACUGCUAGUGGCCCUCUGUCCACAAAAAAAAAAAAAACACUUAUAAGUAGUCCUUGUGACAGACUGUCUACUGCAUAUAGUUGUCUGCCGAAAUUCUUCAGUCCGUGAAAGUUCUGCUUCGUAUUUUCUGUCCAAAGAAGCCAUUCUAAAAAUGUUCUAUUCAGAAAAUACCUACUGCUAUUGCCUACCCAACAUAUGGAGACCUUCCAAAGCAUUUAUGAAAGUCAUGUAAGACUGCUUCCAUCUACAGAUCUGUAAAAGGACUUCUAUUCGUAGAAAACCUGUUGAGGAAUACUUUUUAAAAUCUUGUAGUUUUUUUAUGUUAGAAGGUUUUCUAUAUAUAAUAGGCCUGACGAAGUCCUUUUACAAAUAGGAUCGAAUUUCUGCAAAAAUAUAUAAAAAGGCAGAUCCUUGGAUGUAAGACCUAAAUAAAGAGGUCUGCUUUUGUGUCCCAUUGGAAGAUCUUUCAGAUUGCUUUUUUAAGCCCACAAAUCGAGGUUUUCUUUGGAUGGAAAAUAACUUCUCUUCAAUGACC